CAAGGAAUACGCCUUGCCAUCUGUAAUCCAAUCAAGUUGCACGCGGCAUGGGUGACUCAGGUAAGUGUGGCAGAUUUCUUGAGCUGGCCGCUGCUCCUUGAUAAAUGACGGCAUUGCCGCAGCGGCACUUGCAGUGCCGCCCAUUUGGGUUGCGGGCAACGCAACCGCGACUAUUCAAUUUCAUACGUUGACGUUUGAGGCGGCAGUUCCGUGGCAGUUGCAGCUAAAAAGUUGCAACAGCGCGAUAACCAAGACACGCAUAUGUGUGCUGCUCCUCCUCCUCCUCUUCCACCUGUCGAGUUUAAAGAUAGUAACGCGGCAGGAUUAACCUUUUGCGAUACGGUAAGGUGUUGUGAAAGCACUUCUGACAGCAUAGCUGCCGGAUUAGCAGGCGCCAGUUGCAUUAGAAGAGUCUUAGAAGUUAGCAGCACUAGCGCCAUAACGGAGAUUGGCCAAAAUGCUGGGCAUCGCCUGUGAUCCGUUGCAGCAUACGAGCAUGUAUGAGCGCGGCUCAGAUGGUAUUUGGUUUAGAUCUUCGCCCACAGCUUAACUAUGCUCAUCUACUCAACUGCCUCGUUUGUAAUCCUUUAAACACUGUCAUUCCAGAUAGCGAGGACAGCGAUGGCGAGGGUGGCUUGGGAAAUGUCUCGCGCGUGAUUAUACGUCCGCCCGGGCAGAGCGGCAAGGCUAAGCGCGGACAUUUGUGCUUCGAUGCGGCCUUUGAGACUGGAAAUCUGGGCAAGGCGGAGCUGGUGGGCGAGUUCGAGUACGAUUUGUUCCUGCGUCCAGACACUUGCAAUCCGCGCUAUCGCUUUUGGUUUAAUUUUACCGUCGAUAAUGUGAAACAGGACCAGCGAGUGCUGUUCAACAUUGUGAACAUCAGCAAGAGCCGCAAUCUGUUUAACUGCGGCCUGACGCCGCUUGUGAAGUCCUCCAGCCGGCCCAAAUGGCAGCGUUUGCCCAAGCGUCAGGUGUUCUUCUAUCGCUCGGCCAUACACCAAGGCCACUAUGUGCUCAGUUUUGGCUUUAACUUUGACAAGGAGGAAGAUGUGUAUAUGUUCGCCCUGGCCCUGCCCUACAGCUACUCCCGCUUGCAGUCCUAUUUGAAUGUGAUCGAGGCACGCCAGGGGCCCGAAAAGCGUUUCACGCGCUCCGUCCUGGUCAAAUCUCUGCAAAAUCGCAAUGUGGAUCUGCUGACAGUUGAUCAGGUGACGCACAGCCAGCGUCCGACGAAUCGCCUGGAGCGUAGCUUCAUACGCGUUAUUGUCAUACUCUGUAGGACGCACUCGAGCGAGGCGCCUGCAUCUCAUGUUUGCCAGGGCUUCAUUGAAUUUCUGGUGGGCAAUCAUCCCAUUGCGCAAGUGCUGCGCGAGCAUUUCGUAUUUAAAAUUGUGCCAAUGGUCAAUCCGGAUGGUGUGUUCCUGGGCAACAAUCGCUGCAAUCUGAUAGGCCAGGAUAUGAAUCGCAAUUGGCAUGUGGCGUCCGAGUAUACGCAGCCGGAGUUGCAUGCCAUAAGGAAUAUGCUAAAAGAGUUGGAUAAUUCGGAUACAUAUCAGAUUGACUUUGUGAUCGAUCUGCACGCGAACAGCAGCAUGCACGGCUGCUUCAUCUAUGGCAACACAUACGAGGAUGUCUACCGCUAUGAGCGGCAUCUGGUGUUCCCACGGCUCUUUGCCAGCAAUGCCAAGGAUUAUAUCGCCGAGCAUACCAUGUUCAAUGCGGACGAGCGCAAGGCGGGCAGCGUUAGGCGCUACUGCUGCGAGCGUCUCAGCGACACGGUGAAUGCGUACACCCUGGAGGUGUCCAUGGCGGGUCACUAUCUGCGCGACGGCAAAACCAUUGCGCUCUACAACGAAGAUGGAUAUCAUCGCGUUGGACGCAAUGUGGCACGCACUCUGCUGCAAUACUAUCGCUUCAUCAAUGUGCUGGCCAUGCCGCUGGUGUCGGAGAUGCGUCUGCAGGGCAAGCGACGCGGCAGACCGCGAACGCAUCAUUCGCGCUCCCGCUCCAGAACACGCUACGAGGUGAAGCCGAGGCCAAAGACGACACGCUGUCAUGCGCCCAUUGCGUACACCAAUCUGAGCAUUUGCUAUGAUUCAGCCGGCGGCGGUGGCGGCAUCUCCUCCGACGAGGGCGGCUUCUCACCAACGCGACCCAUACCCAUUGCGCCCGGCAGCAGCUGCUUCAGCGGCUAUCGCAAUUAUCGGCGCGCUGUAACCGCCAGCUGUGCCCACCACGAUCAGUAUUCCCUUGGCUUGAGCGAGCCGGCCGCGUGCAGUCGCCACAAGCGAGCCGCCGCCGCUGCCGCCGGCCCUCUCUCUAUAGAGCUGGCCGCGCCCUCGUUGGGCGUCAGUGUGCCGCCCAAGCCGUACCUGUCCAUUAUCGAUCUGAAUCAGCUGACCCGCGGCAGCCUAAAACUGAAGGCGAGCAGCUUUGAUGCCGACGAUCGGCGCUAGGUUGAAGUUUAACUGUGACUCUAAUUGAUUUUAUAUGCUUAACGCUUUUUCCAGCUGUGUUUCCCUAAAUAAACAAUUAUGUCUAUAUCUAAUCGACAGCUUUUGUUUCGCUCACGCGGCCGCAACAAGUUGGCGUUCACAUUGAGUGAAUGCUCUGGCUUAUCACAGGUACAGGUGGGCACAGUGAAAACUGCCUUAGGUGGACAUUUGCAGAACAAUAUAAUGUCGAAGCAAUAACAGGAAUAUAUGCAUGCAUUUAUAAUUUUUAAAUGAUUAAUAAAAAGGCAAGUUUUAAAGCAUAUCUAUUGAGGUCCCAAAAAGUGCCAAUUUUGGUUCGAUUAAUUAUCCUUUUUGCGGCGAAAUGCAAUGUCCGCUUAAGGCAGCUUUUACUGUACACAAAUAUGUUUGUGCUUGCUGUGUUGUAUGGCAAUUGCGGUCUAUUGUUGCGCAUCCGCUUUGUUGGCCUGAUGCCAGCCAGUGGCAGAGCUCCGCCUGCCCCGCGCGCGCACAAUCAACAGCAACAGCAACAGCAACAGCUCAUGAGCCCAUGCGCCAAAUUGGCGUCUCCAAGUGUAAUGCGAGUCUAUUGCGGCAAAUAUUUACAAAUCGCAGUUAACUGACACACACAAAGGCAACAAACCGCACACACACACACAGAGCAUAUGUGUAGAUAUAAUGAGUUUCUUUUUAAUGGCGCCUCAUUUUGAAGUGUCGCAAUCUCUUGACAUUUCAACUCAAACGAAAUGCACGUGAGUGCGAGUGUGCGUGGGCUGUGUGUGGCAUGUAAUUAAGCACACUGUUAAUUCCAGCUGGGUGCCGUUUAUCUUAUCGCACUGCAUUAGGUACACGCUAUUAUUUAGACGGGUGUAC
Molecule: messenger RNA, 3326 nt
Organism: Drosophila novamexicana
Lineage: Eukaryota; Metazoa; Arthropoda; Insecta; Diptera; Drosophilidae
Product: cytosolic carboxypeptidase 6
Exons: 4
Coding region: 501-2456 (651 amino acids)
Biological process (GO): proteolysis
Molecular function (GO): metallocarboxypeptidase activity; zinc ion binding
Source: RefSeq, a predicted model, not a curated record